GGAGAGAGAGAGAGAGAGGGAGAAACUCCUCCUACCAAAUUAUUCAGACUGGGCCGGCUCUGCUCUCUUCACAAAUAGGACACGGUUCUCAAAUCCAGGCAGUCCCAACCUGACCUCCAAGCACCGAGGAACCCCGGACUGGGAAACUGGGAAAGAGAAAUCACCAAAAAGAAACAACAACAACAACAAAAAGAAAAACUUUGUGUCAUUAUUUUUUGGCGUGUGUUCACACUGUAGGCCCCCCCUCCCCUCCUCCCUCCGCACCUCCAACACCACUUCCACACCGGUUUGUCGCAUCAUUUGGACUAUAUGUUUUUUUUUUUUUCUUGGUUGUUAUUGGGGAUUUUUUUUUUCCUGGAGGAGAGACAUUCACAGGAAGAAGGAAACCUCCUCCUGCCCCACUCAUGCUGUAGUUUCUUCGUUUUGUCCUUUUCUUCCCGUUGCUUCUGCACUCUGCUGAGGAGAACCUCAGAGCCCAUUUGGAUGCGCUGAGAGAGCGGGGCGCAGCGCUGCAGUACAUUAUAUGGAAGUUGUGGGCUGCAAGACAGAGGCAGGCAGUUGCACGUUGCGUCCAGGACCGGGAGCCAUGCUUUUCCACGGGAUCUCCGGGGAUCACAUCCAAGGAAUCAUGGAGGAGAUGGAGAGAAGGUCGAAAACGGAGUCGCGCCUUGCGAAGGGCAUGCAGCUGAACGGAAGAGAGUCGACCAUGCCUUCUAUGAGCCCAGAGAAGCCAGCCCUGUGUGCCGGCUGUGGCGGCAAGAUUUCGGAUAGAUACUACCUCCUGGCCGUGGACAAACAGUGGCACCUGCGGUGUCUCAAAUGCUGUGAAUGUAAACUAGCGCUGGAGUCGGAGCUAACGUGUUUUGCCAAGGAUGGGAGUAUCUAUUGCAAGGAGGAUUACUACAGAAGGUUCUCCGUGCAGAGGUGCGCGCGUUGCCACCUCGGGAUAUCGGCCUCAGAGAUGGUGAUGCGAGCGCGCGACUCUGUGUACCACCUGAGCUGCUUCACGUGUACCACUUGCAACAAGACCCUGACCACGGGCGAUCACUUUGGCAUGAAGGACAGCCUAGUAUACUGCCGGCUCCACUUCGAGACGCUGGUGCAGGGACCGGACUACCACAGCCAGCUCAACUUCGCCGAGCUGGCAGCCAAGGGAGGCGGUCUCACUCUACCCUACUUCAACGGCACCGGGACGGCACAAAAGGGAAGGCCGCGCAAGAGGAAGAGUCCGGCCAUGGGGAUAGAUAUACCCAGCUAUAACACAGGCUGUAACGAGAAUGACAACGAUCACUUGGACCGGGACCAGCAGGCCUACCCUCCAACACAGAAGACCAAACGCAUGCGGACUUCCUUCAAACACCAUCAGCUGCGGACAAUGAAAUCCUACUUUGCCAUCAACCACAACCCCGAUGCCAAGGACUUAAAGCAGCUGGCCCAGAAAACAGGCCUCACUAAGAGAGUUCUACAGGUUUGGUUCCAAAACGCAAGAGCCAAAUUCAGAAGGAACGUUUUGCGACAGGAGAAUGGAGGUGUUGAUAAGGCUGAUGGCACCUCACUCCCUCCACCCUCAUCCGACAGUGGGGCCCUGACCCCCCCCUCCAGCGCGGCCACACUAACAGACCUGACAAACCCCUCUAUCACUGUAGUGACCUCCGUCACCUCUAGUUUGGACAGCCAUGAUUCGGGGAGCCCUUCGCAAACUACCUUGACAAACCUUUUCUAACAAGCUAUCUCUAGCAGACUGAUUUUUUUUUUUUAAUUUUUAUUUUACUUUAUCUGAUUCUAUUUGUUUUUUUAAAUUUUCUUUUUAUGUUUGUUUGUUUUCCUUCUUCAAUUUACAUUUUAUUUUUUUAAGUGACACCUUUAAAUCAAGCAGAGACAGCUCCUUGGAACAGAAAGUGCUGUACUGUGCACACAAACAAGAACAACAAGAGCAACAUCAGCAGCGACCACAUUAAGACACAAGGAAAGCAUUUUAAUGUGUAGCAUUUGAAACUGCACGGCAGAUGCAGAGAUUGACUCGGGAUGGGACGUUUUUUGGAGAUGAAGGCAUUAAAAAAUUGUCAUGGAAAAAAAAAAAAUCAAAACUUGAAGUUUGCCUGGAAAACUCGCUAUUUUACUUGAUUUGACUUUAUUUGUACAUUUGUAUUGAAUUCUGAUUAAAAACGAGCCCUCCCUAAUUUAUGGUUAAUUGGUAAAUUUUAAAAUAAUAUGAACAUUUUGCCCUCAGAUUCCUGUAUAUGUAUGCACUGUGUUCGCACUAUCCAAUUUAAACAUUUUCUUUUUCUGUUUUGGAAUAAUUUGGAAAAUAAACUUGUAGAAUGUUCUGUAUAUGGGUAACUCCAGAAAACAGGCUUUAAUUAUUUCCGAAUGUUUCAGUCUUAAAGACUGAGUUGGAUGGAAUCGGACAUUGGGAUAUCUCACAGAGCUACGUGUAAAACGUCAAAAUUACAUUGUAAGCGCCUAACCAUUGCAGCUUAUGUGGCAGAUAAGAAACCACAUGCAUUUUGUCUUGAUUCACAACUCUACUGUGAUAAGGAGAGAGAAGCAAAUCCCUCAAUCUGUACAGUGGUAACUGUUCAACAUGUAAUGUCGUCACAUUGAUAGAAAUCGUUUUGAGAAUUAAAAAUCAGCAAGAGAAAUUCUGAUUGGAGAGCAGUCAAUGGGCACUGUGGUAAUCGAUUGUUUUCAUGACAGAGCACUUUUUUUUCCUCUCUCUUUUUUGUUUUUGUUUUUUUUGUUUUUUUGGACUUGUUGGCCUCACAGAUUAACCAUGGAUAAAGCCUAAUGAACAUAUCCAUAGAUCCACAGCUAAACUCAAUUGCACAGUGACAAUAUACUGCCCAGUGAAAAGUGCAUUAUUGUUUUUAUCAUGUUGCUCAGGGUAACGAUGUGAUCUUAAAAAAAAAAAAAAAGAAGAAGAAGAAAAAAGGGAAAAAGACUAGGGGUGAGAAAUUAAGCGGUUGCGAUGUAGAUUUGUAGAGCUGACAUGAACAUUCAAAUGACCUCAUAUAGGUGGAGUCGUAAGAGGCAGCCAGUGGGAAAUCAUUGUCCAUGUGUUCUCCGUUUUGGCCAUAUAUUUAUACUUUCUUUAACGACACUUGCCACUGAACAGACCAAAAACAUGUUUCUUCUGGCUGAAAGAUAGAGAGAGAGAGAAAAGAAAGAGCGAGCAAAUCUUCAAUGGAGUUGAUACAUUUCAUUGUGAGCGUCACAGUUUGUUCUGUUGGAGGACAAAGUGGCACUCCUGAUCUACUCAAUGAAGUAGACGCCUAACUCAGUUCUUCUAUGUGCCUUACGCUAUAACUUGGGAGAAGUUUGUGAAAUUCAGGAUAUAUGUGUUCUUUGUUAACUGAUUCACAUCCUUUUUGGCGCCUCACUAGUUUUGUACUGUUUUUGCAUCUUAUUUCCGAAGAUCUUUUUAUGGUGUAUCCUGUUAAAAAGGGGGCAGCGAUGUCAUAGAAAGCAUUUGUGCACUCUUUCAGAUAUAGUUGGGUAAUCCAAGAACCUUAUAUAUUGAUCUUCGUGUUAAUAGUUGAGUACAGUAAGUGUUCUAUCAAGAUUGUCCAUGUUUCCCUGUUUCUUGAUAAAAAUGGUGUAUAGAAACUAUUCCCCCUUAAAUAUUUAUGGACCAAACGGUUGUUAUAUAUCUUAUUAAAUUU
Molecule: messenger RNA, 3662 nt
Organism: Archocentrus centrarchus (flier cichlid)
Lineage: Eukaryota; Metazoa; Chordata; Actinopteri; Cichliformes; Cichlidae
Gene: lhx9
Product: LIM homeobox 9
Exons: 6
Coding region: 524-1723 (399 amino acids)
Biological process (GO): neuron differentiation; regulation of transcription by RNA polymerase II
Cellular component (GO): nucleus
Molecular function (GO): RNA polymerase II transcription regulatory region sequence-specific DNA binding; DNA-binding transcription factor activity, RNA polymerase II-specific
Source: RefSeq, a predicted model, not a curated record